Brassica oleracea var. oleracea is the source of this 1220-nucleotide messenger RNA. RefSeq names its product glucose-induced degradation protein 8 homolog. Gene Ontology annotation, cellular component: nucleus; cytoplasm. The coding region runs from base 239 to 919 and encodes 226 amino acids. Gene Ontology annotation, molecular function: protein binding. The transcript has 7 exons. The record is from RefSeq and is a predicted model, not a curated record. Lineage: Eukaryota; Viridiplantae; Streptophyta; Magnoliopsida; Brassicales; Brassicaceae. Gene Ontology annotation, biological process: proteasome-mediated ubiquitin-dependent protein catabolic process.
UGUUCGUCAACAUAUUCUCUGAAGAUACUUUCCAUCUCUUUGCUAUCGGAAAAAUCCAAAGAGGAGACUCCAAUUUUUUGUUUGCUUUUCUUCAUCAGAUUAUUAGGGAAGCAAGUCUCGAAUCGAGAUCCCCAAGAAUCUCCGUCUUUCGUUUCCCAGAUUCUGCUCUUCUCCAGGUAAGAAGUUGAAUUGAGUGGAUUAUAAUCAUUAACCAGGUUGAAGAAGACGACCCAAGCAUAUGGCUACUUCGAAGAAAGUGAUCACACGUGACGAGUGGGAGAAGAAGCUAAACGCUGUCAAGCUCAGGAAAGAAGAUAUGAACACUCUCGUCAUGAACUUUCUUGUCACUGAGGGUUUUGUUGAAGCUGCUGAUAAGUUCCAAAGGGAAUCUGGAACCAAACCAGAGAUAGAUCUUGCCACCAUCACAGAUCGAAUGGCUGUUAAAAAGGCUGUUCAAAACGGAAACGUCGAGGAUGCUAUUGAAAAAGUUAAUGACUUGAAUCCUGAGAUACUAGACACAAAUCCAGAGCUCUUCUUUCAUCUUCAGCAGCAAAGAUUGAUUGAACUUAUUCGACAGGGGAAGACUGAAGAAGCCUUGGAGUUUGCUCAGGAGGAACUUGCCCCACGUGGCGAAGAAAACCAAGCGUUUCUCCAAGAGCUGGAAAAAACUGUAGCGCUGCUUGUUUUUGAAGAUGCAUCUAACUGCCCUGUUAAAGAUCUUCUUGACAUUUCCCACCGCCUUAAGACAGCAAGUGAAGUGAACGCAGCAAUUCUUACUAGCCAGAGUCAUGAAAAAGAUCCAAAACUUCCAAGCUUGUUGAAGAUGCUCAUUUGGGCUCAGAAUCAACUGGAUGAGAAAGCUGUGUAUCCACACAUCAAUGAUUUGUCUACUGGCCAGCUCAAAACCCCGUCAGAAUAAUUCAAUACUUCUCUCAGCAAGUGGGGAAAAAGCUGCAAAAGGGAACAAUCAAUGAUUCUCUUCUUUUCCCUUCAAUCUCAAUAACGUUAAGAUUCAUAUGUUUUAGCUUUCUGCUUUUCCUUUCUCUUCUGCAUCGAAACUUGUUGGACCCGGAACUGUUUAAUUAGGAUAUGUGGAAGGGAACAUAAAGCUGUCUGUGGGCAAUGAAUAUUCUAGUCAAAUGUUGUGACUGUCAACAUAUUCCAUGACUCAUUGCAUGUGAACAUUUGUUUUGAAUGAAGUUAUCGAUCUUCCCUUGUUU